CCAUCUAGCCGUAGGAACCUGAUGGAGACUGUGCUUCUAUUAUCAGUAGAAAAGUACUGCUCAACACCGUUCCCUGGAGAUACCCUUUGUCUUCAUUUGAGAGAUCCAGGGAGACUUAGUAGCUGGAAAACCCAAGUAAUCUGAAGCUAGGCAGUGAUACUCCAGAGGACUUACCUAAUGCCGCAAAACAAGUCAGUAAAAAUAUAAAUGUGCUAUGUCUCAGUCCUGGGGACAAGCAUUCCCUCUCAAAUAUUUAAAGCAAGCUAAAUGGGAGAGUGGAAGUGAAAGCAUUUAUAUGAUGCUUUUGACCGUCAAGAAUUACUAUUGUAAAUCCUGUGUGCUUCAUCUUUCUCUUCCCUCAGGAGGCAAGUAUCUCAACAUCUGCCAGGAGACAGGAUACUUUACUCUGAAGUAACUGGUAAACAAGUGUGAAGCAUGAGGAUCAACUCUGCAAUUCAGGCUGCUAUUGACCUCACAGCGGGAGCUGCAGGUGGGACAGCAUGCGUGGUGACUGGCCAGCCCUUUGACACUGCAAAGGUGAAGAUGCAGACGUUCCCCGACAUGUACAAAGGAAUUGUUGACUGUUUUGUGAAAACCUAUAAGCAAGUGGGGUUGCGAGGCUUCUACAAGGGAACCACACCAGCACUCGUAGCUAACAUCGCAGAGAACUCCGUCCUGUUCAUGUGCUAUGGAUUUUGCCAACAAAUUGUGAGGAAAAUUGUUGGAGUAGACAGAAAAACAAAGCUCAGUGAUCUGCAGAACGCCGCUGCGGGCUCCUUUGCCUCUGCCUUUGCCACCCUUGUCCUCUGCCCAACAGAGCUGGUGAAGUGCCGGCUGCAGGCCAUGCAUGAAAUGCAGUUAUCAGGAAAGAUAAUCCAGGGACACAAUACAGUUUGGUCAGUAGUGAAGGGUGUUAUUCAAAAGGAUGGUCCCCUUGGAUUUUACCGUGGUCUGUCAAGCACUUUGCUGCGGGAAGUCCCAGGCUAUUUCUUCUUUUUUGGAGGAUAUGAACUGAGCCGGACCUUCUUCGCCUCUGGGAGAUCAAAAGAUGAAUUAGGUCCCAUUCCUUUGCUACUAAGUGGAGGUUUUGGAGGCAGCUGUCUGUGGAUUGCUGUGUAUCCUGUGGACUGUGUUAAAUCUAGAAUUCAGGUUCUUUCAAUGGCUGGAAAACAGGCAGGCUUUAUGGGAACAUUUGUAACUGUUGUGAGAACUGAAGGUGUACUUGCCUUGUAUUCUGGACUAAAGCCAACUAUGAUCCGAGCAUUCCUGGCCAAUGGGGCACUGUUCCUUGCCUAUGAGUACAGCCGGAAACUUAUGAUGAAACAAAUAGAUUCUUACUGAUGCCCACUAGCAGGUGGAGAACAAAAGGUCAUUUAAGGAUGACUCAAAUAAAUGAUCAAAACCAUUUAGAUCAUAUCAUGGUCUGAGCAGGGCCAAAUCAGUGACCCUAAUUUUAGGAACUCAACUCCUCUUUAGGAUUUGUAACUUUUUUAAUUCACAUGAUUUUAUAGAGAUGUGUACAUGAUGCUUGAAUUGGACCAUCAGAACUAUCUCCAUCUUCCAGAUUCUGCACUAGCCACACUGCAUGUCAAAUGUAUUUUCCUGAUCUGUAAUGGUGCUAAAAAGAGUUAUGUUGACUGGUUAGGGUUUAAUGUAACAUGCAGCAGUAGACUGAUUUGUUUGAGACAAAGCACUAUUUUAAAACCCAUGCUGUGGUGAUGAACUUUCCCUGUUGUUGCUGGCAAGUGUCUGACUCAAAAUAAUCAGUUUGUCUAAUCUGACUUAUACAUAUCCCUCAGCUAGACCCCUGUCCUCCAGCUCCCUUCUGCUUUGUGACUUUCCAAGGUCAUGGCAAUGGGUGUCUGACGUGUGUAGGAAGUGCUCACCCACUACCUUAUAUGACUUAGAGCUGAGAUAUGCCUGCAUUUGAGACUAAAACAUAUGGUUACUGGGUUUAAAGAGUCCAUGCAGUAUUUUAUUAUUCUCUAAACCAUCUGACAAGUGCUAGAGUGCACUAAACACUUAAUGUAAAGGAGGGUGCUGGAAAUAGCUGCUGGCUGCAGCUUUGCACAGCCUCUUGUUUGGGUCACCUUGGCAGGAGUGAGUCCAAGUGCUUGAAGGACAGGAAGCUGAAGAGGAGUAGAAAGCCAGAACAGAGUUCUUAAAGACAACUGACACCAUGGUCCAUGGAGCGUAGCAUGCACUUACUCGGGCUGGAGUACUGCCACUUGCUGUGUCUGUUCAGCUGAGUGGAAAAAGCUCAUGUGACUGGAUAGUUCAUAGCACCUUCAGGCCUGGAGGGCAUGCCUGCUUCGUCAUGUUACUUGAUUAAACAUGCAGUUAGUCAGUAUUAUCCAAAAUGACUCAAUAACACCUAUUUCUAGAUGCCCCUUGUACUUUUAAAGUAGGAUGUUCUUUAUAGAAGCAUACACUGCCUUGUAAGAAGCAGCUACUGCCUGUCCUGGGAGAAGGCAAAGCAGGUCUCAGUACAGAACAACUCAUGACUCAGGCCCGGAUCCGUACAGAGGAAUGUUGUCUACAUGCUGUAAGUGACAACCACCCACCCUUCUCAGGGGCACAGACAGGAUGUCCUCUGGGGUUAGCGGAGGUCUUUUACCCACCACAAUCAUCAGAGAUACAUAGCAAUUAGCAACUUGUCACAGCAACUACAUCUUGUGAGUGACUUAACAACAGUCAGAGCUGGAACAGCUCAGUUUUGCCUGUUGCAGCUUCCAUUUCAGACCCCAGACACAGGAAAAUGCUUUAGGCAUACGUGAAAGCAUCUCGGUACCUGCAGCCUCUUGCAGUACACUUAUACUGCCUAUUCCACUGUACUAUUUGAUGAAAGGUGGUUGCUGCAGUUCCACAAACUCUUCACGUACAGGAAAUGUUCAUCUCCCUUUCAUACACCAUGAGAAAAAGCAGUUAAAGCAGGGUGUGGCUGAAGAGCCUUCAGCAUCUGGUGCACCAUUUUACCUUCACUGAGCAGUACGCUAGGGGCAGUAAUACCAUGCCUAGUCAGUACUUUGAAAGGAAUUUAUGCCAAAUGUUUAAUUCAGGUACAAGGGUGAGGCUUUAGAGUUAUUAGACUUCCCCUUCUUUUGAGAAUUGUCUACCCAAGAAAAACAGUAUAUUUGUAUUUGUUUGUAAUAGUUAUGAAAAGGUAAAGACUGACUUCACAUCAGUGGAGUAAUUCAAUCUAUUUCUUAGAUUUGUCUUUGCUUUCAUUUUUUAAAGCUGAUUGUUGCUGUUUUUAAUACAAAAGUUGAAGCUUCAAGAGAAGCAGGAUAUUUAGAACUGAACCUACAGCAAGGAGCUGGUGGCUGAAACAGACGUGCACUUUGAGUUUACCUUCUGAAGUUGAUGUAAGCAGUAAUUUUUCCAUUCACAACUGCUUAAGCUGUACAUGUACCAGUUGUUCAGCUCAGGACAUUAUAUGUUGGUAUGAGAAUUCAUGGGAAUAAAGUCCGAUUUGAUUAAUUGAGU
This is a messenger RNA of Cuculus canorus (common cuckoo), 3486 nucleotides long. It is a transcript of the gene SLC25A15, whose product is annotated as solute carrier family 25 member 15. The record is from RefSeq and is a predicted model, not a curated record. Bases 436 to 1341 code for a protein of 301 amino acids. NCBI's taxonomy places the organism in Eukaryota, Metazoa, Chordata, Aves, Cuculiformes, Cuculidae. The transcript is spliced from 6 exons. Gene Ontology annotation, molecular function: L-ornithine transmembrane transporter activity. Gene Ontology annotation, biological process: mitochondrial L-ornithine transmembrane transport.